This is a messenger RNA of Bipolaris victoriae FI3, 723 nucleotides long. RefSeq lists its product as hypothetical. Gene Ontology annotation, molecular function: ubiquinone binding. Gene Ontology annotation, biological process: cellular respiration; ubiquinone biosynthetic process. The record is from RefSeq and is a predicted model, not a curated record. The coding region runs from base 1 to 723 and encodes 240 amino acids. The transcript has a single exon. NCBI's taxonomy places the organism in Eukaryota, Fungi, Ascomycota, Dothideomycetes, Pleosporales, Pleosporaceae. Gene Ontology annotation, cellular component: mitochondrion.
AUGCCGCCACUCAAAUCCGCCCGUCCCUUCCUCAUCAACCACCACCCAUCACACCACCAACGCCGCACCUUCCUCCCCAACCCCUUCACCUCCCUCACCCCACCUACCUCACCCCCUCAAAUCCUAACCGCAACUCGCACCCUCCCCUAUCCCUCUCCCCCUGUCUACUCCAUAAUCGCCGACGUCCCCGCCUACUCCUCCUUCCUCCCCUACUGCACCCACAGCACCGUAACGCAAUGGUCCCUACCAGACCGCCAGUACCAUCGACGCUGGCCUUCUGAAGGAAUCAUAACAACGGGUUUCGGCGCUAUAACCGAGAGUUUCCGGAGUCGCAUUUAUUGUGUGCCUGGUAGAUGGGUUGAGAGUGUGGGGGGAGAGGCGGAGACGGAGUUGAAGGGGGUGGAUGUGGCGCAUCAUUUUGAGGGGGAGGGGCAAGGGAUGCAAGGGAGGAGGGAAAAGGGAGAGAAUGGGUUAUUGACGUAUUUGAGGAGUAAGUGGGAGGUUGAAGAGGUGAGGGAGGCGCAGACGAGAGUGAGUUUGGUGGUGGAGUUUUCGUUUGCGAAUCCAGUGUAUGCGGCGUUGAGUGGGGGCGUGGCACCGAAGGUGGCGGAAUACAUGGUGAAGGCUUUUGAGACGAGGGUGCAGGAGGUUUUGGAGAGGAAUCCGGAAAUGGUCACGGCGAGUCUGGCGGAUAUGGAGGGGAGUGCGAUGAAGAGGAAGUAA